GAACGGAACAUACGGCCGCCAUUUUGAAACGCAUGCGCGCUCGGCCCCGCCUACGUCAUGUUGCAUAGUUUAGUGGUGUCCUGUUACGAAGCCGAUUAUAACGAAGCUUAUCAUUUCUGAAACGAAUACGAGAAAAAGUAAAACAAUUGGAUCAUUUAACUUCGGGAAAAUACUCUGCAACUUCGUGUAAAUAGAUAACCACAUGUGAGACAACAAAAUUAGAAAAUAACCUAUCGCGCAAGAUGGAAAGGAUAUUCAAUGUAUUUACCGACAGAAAAAUAACUCCCUGUAAAUAAUUGGUGCAUCACUACAACUGUCAGCUGUAAAUCGUGUAAAUGUCAAAAUUGACAGUAUAUGACAGUUUACUUUGCGCACGUGUUUAUGUUCAACGCUGUAUUGUUUCUGUGAAAUAACUGAAAUUAUCGGAUUAAUUGCGGGGGAACAAUCCUAUAAUAAAUAGAAAUGGUAAUACACGAAGAAAGCGAGUGUCCAGUUGAAAUAGCGGUGAUAAGGAAACCUGAAAUCCUGGAGCCGAAAAAGUAUCUUAUGAUCAACAACCACAUCCGAGAACUCAUCAACAAAGAGGACAGCCCUUCAGAUGCCUCCUCUAGCGACCAACUAUUAGAAGAAGAAGGAAACGAAGACAGUAAAAAGCGCGGUAGGACGUCCUCAAAGAAAUCGAAGAAAAGAAAAACUGAUUCUGAAGAUAACACAAAAGUUAACGAAAUUAGUGAGAGUGAUUUAACAGAACUUCGUACUGUUUACCAAAACUGUUUGGCCGUUAUCAAUAAAAUUGAGGUCAAGUAUGGGCAUCUACUGAAUAUUGAUAGACCGGGCUAUAGUAGAUUGCAAUAUGGAUAUAAUUGUGACGGAGGUCAGAGAUACAAUGAAUGCCACUGUACCAAGAACAAAAAGAUUGUGUUUGAUGAUGACGGCCAACAACAUACACAGGAAAUUGAAGACCACAUAUGUCCUCCGAUGCCUAAGAAGUAUGCAAAACCAGCGGAGUGUAGUGUAACUACAGAUAGUGAAGAUUACAACUUAUCCUUACCGGACGAUUUGCCGAGCUUAGCGAAGUUGCUUCAGAACCCAGAAUUAAAUCAUCGAAAUAAAGUUAUAGACAAAAUAAAGAGCAUAAAACAAGAUCAUUUGAAUGAGCUGAGAUUUAACCGGCCAGCUAUAAUACAAGCUAUUAAGCGAGAUCCAGAUGAGGUGUUAGGGUUCACAGGGGUUAAUUUUGCUUCCUUGCCUGGGUAUUUAUAA
Molecule: messenger RNA, 1263 nt
Organism: Cydia splendana
Lineage: Eukaryota; Metazoa; Arthropoda; Insecta; Lepidoptera; Tortricidae
Exons: 1
Coding region: 463-1263 (266 amino acids)
Source: RefSeq, a predicted model, not a curated record